AUGAAAGAAAAGAAAAAGAAACAAGGAGAAAUAAAUCGCAAGAAAAAGGUUCCCAAAAGUACUGAUUAUCAUUCAGAUUCUUCAAGCAGUUCAUCACAGUCAGAUAAAUGGGUGGAAAAAGAUACAGGUACAAAAAGAGCAUCAAAUAAUCGUGAAGAUUGGAUGUCAAUGACUGGUAUGUUGAAGACUUACACUAAAGAUGACAUUAAAACUAGCCGUGAAGAAAAGAAUAAAAAGCAUAUUGAUUCCUACAAUCCUUCAACAAGCUCCAGAGAACUCAAUCCUUAUUGGAAAGAUGGUGGCACUGGCCUGCCGGAAUCUUAUAAAACAUAUAAUAAAUUAAAACCAUUUCUUAAACCUUCAGAUGAUGAUGACUAUUAUACAAAAUCAUUAAGUCACGUGGCUACAAAAGAUAUAAAUUCUAAAUAUAAAAACAAUGAUGACAAAAAAAAGAAUAGCGAUGAAUAUAGUUUUAAGAAAUCAUAUAAUUGGCGAAAAGAUGAGAGUAGGAAAGAAGAUAUAAGUGAUGCAGACAGUGUACAUGGUUCAAAAAUAAGUCCCAGUCAGAGUUUUGCAACUCCUCAAAAAGAUAAAACUAGGAAAGAUGUGAUGUAUCUUAGUGAUGAAAAAAUGAAUAAAUUGGCAGCAAAAAUUGUAAAAGCAGAAAUAAUGGGUGAUAUGAAAUUAGUAACUGAGUUAAAGGCUAAGUUAGAAGCUGCAAGGGAGUAUAGAAAACAAAACCCUAAUGCGUGUAAAGUUGAUGUUGAUGAUGGAGUAUUGCUGAUGACUACAACCAGCACAGGAAAUAGCAGGCCUUUGUCAAAAACAGACUCAUUUAUUAUAGCUGACCCAAGAAGCAAAGGUGGUAAAAGAAAAGCAGAAACACAUAAUUCUAAUCAAAGAACUAAGUACUUUGGAAAUGAUGAUAAAUAUAAUCUGUCACAAAUGUUUGAACAAGAGAAGUAUGGCACAAACUAUGAUCAAGAUGCCGAAUUAGCCACAAUUGCAGCUAAACAUAGAAAUCCAAAUGAUGAUCUAGAAGAUAUUUUUGUUGAUGAAAUAUCAAAGAAUAAAAAUGCAGCUAAGGAAAGUGAAAAAGAAAAGCAGCGGGCAAUAAGUCAAAGCAUGAAAUUAGAGAGAUCAUUAGAAGGAUGUGAAUAUUGUAUUGACUCCAAAAACAUGUUAAAACAUUUAAUUGUGAGCCAUGGAAAUAAAGUCUAUAUGGCAUUACCAGCAAGAAAGUCUCUUGUUAAAGGACACUGUAUUAUAACAACUCUUCAACAUUCCACAUGUGUUACUUCUUUAGAUGAAGAUAUUUGGGAAGAAAUAUUGGAUUACCGGAAAAUUAUUACGCAGUUCUUUAAUUCUCAAAAUAAAGAUGUAGUGUUUUUCGAAACUGCUACAAAGUUACACAGAUACCCACACAUGGUAAUAAAUUGUGUACCUUUACCAAGAGAUGUUGGAGAUAUGGCUUCAAUAUAUUUUAAGAAAGCCCUCCUGGAGUGUGAGGCAGAAUGGUCUAUGAAUAAAAAAGUUAUUGAUUUGAAGGGUAAAAAUAUUAGAAAAGGUGUUCCAAAAGGAUUGCCAUACUUUUGGAUUGAUUUUGGGAUGGACCCUGGUUUUGCACAUGUUAUAGAAGAUCAGCAAUUGUUUCCAAAGUCAUUUGCAGAGGAAAUUAUUGGUGGCAUAUUAGAUUUAAAUCACAAUUUAUGGAAGAACCCACAAAGAGAAUACGGGGAUGUGCAGAGAAAGAAAGUUUUAGAAUUUGUGAAAGAAUGGAAACCAUUUGAAACAGCAAUGAAAAAUAAAGUAUGA
This is a messenger RNA of Parnassius apollo (apollo), 1815 nucleotides long. NCBI's taxonomy places the organism in Eukaryota, Metazoa, Arthropoda, Insecta, Lepidoptera, Papilionidae. The record is from the annotation of a GenBank genome assembly.